UAAAUAUAUGAUAAGAAUUCUUUCAUGCAGGUUAGCUCUAAAAAAUACACCGUAAAAUAACUGAAAACAUGCGCUGUCUACUUAUUUUUCUGAGUGUCUUCGGCGUCAUGUCCGCGGAUGAUAUGUGCUUCAUCGACCUCACCGCAUCAAACAUCGUUUACUCCAAUUACACCAUCGCAGACUCCAGCCUCGCCGUGCUGAAUGAAACAUCAAAUCUGCUAGCCGGCUGCCCUACGGGCGUGGUGACGUUCUCCUGUGGUCUAGGAGAAGUCCUGAACUAUUCAGGCGUAAUUCCCCCCAUGACUGCCAUGCCGGUGCUCUGCUCGCCUACUGGCGCCUGGGUUCUCAAUGCCGGACCGACCGCUACUCAAAACUUCACUUCACUCGCUAAUUGCGUUGACUUAACGGUUACAACAACACAAGUGACAACAACAACAGGAAUCACUACUCCAAUUCCAACAACACCUACACUUCCAACCGGUACUGGCACGGCGACGGCUGUCACAACCACUGACACAACGCCUGCCGCGCCAGCCACCACCAUAGCAGGAGGAACUAUAUCGACUGGGAGUGGAACUACCGUGACUGGAGCUGACACUACCAUGACUGGAAGUGGAACUACCGUGACUGGACGUGGAACUACUGUGGCUGGAAGUGGAACUACCGUGACUGGAGGUGUAACUACCGUGACUGGAGGUGGUACGACAGUGGCUGGAGGUGGUACGACAGUGGCUGGAGGUGGCACGACAGUAGCUGGAGGUGGUACGACAGUAGCUGGUGGUGACACGACAGUGGCUGGAGGAAGAGAACACGGACCAAUAUCU
Molecule: messenger RNA, 824 nt
Organism: Hyalella azteca
Lineage: Eukaryota; Metazoa; Arthropoda; Malacostraca; Amphipoda; Hyalellidae
Product: putative per-hexamer repeat protein 5
Exons: 6
Source: RefSeq, a predicted model, not a curated record